CAACGAGGCGUGACGAAUAGCAAUUUUUCGUCUUCCGCCUCUUUUGUUUUUGUUUCAUUUUUCUGCAUCCUUUUUCUCAUUCAACCAAACCUGUCUCCGUGCUUCCUGAGAUGACUGAGACAGAGCACACCACCUACCAGCUGAUCUACGUUCAAAGCUGCAAUGUGACAAGCUGAGGUGACACCAUGCCCAAGUGUCAGGAUGACACACAAACCUGGAAGGCAGCAGUGGCUUAAAAGGCAAAAGAGUCAAUAAUCUGCAACUCAUUCCUUUUUCCGACGCCGUCUGACCAACCACUUGCCUACAGUAACUCAAAGAUGCUGACUCACGGGGAAGUGUGGAGCUGCCCAUGCAGGAAGAUGAAGCUACGUGCACCUUCCACUUUGGCAGAAAAGCAUCAGCCAUGCAGAAACACUUCACUGUCCAGGUCUUCCAUGGAAGAGGUCUGCACUUCUCAAAGUGACAUUCUUGUUAUACUGUACGUAUGGUUAUUUACAGCAUCCCUAAGCCUAAAACAACAAAUCUAAUGUGGGUAAGACUUUUGCACAGUACUGUGUACGUAUACAUUUGUAGAUGCAUAAAGAUGCAUACAGGGUAGACACCUUUAACAGUUAUGUGAAAACACAAAAUGAAAUAGUGACGAUACUGCUAUGAUAAUAAUUAUAAUUAUAAUAAUCAUAAAGAAGAUUAGAAAACCCAAAUUAUUAAUAUUUCUAAUAGAAUAACAAUGUUAUUUCGUACCACAGCUAUAUAACACAAGAUGGAGACUGUCUGGAUGGGGUUUUAAAAGUCACAUGGGGUGUGAAAGGGAUGCACCCACCAGGUUUUUAUUUGUAUUUUUUAUUUUGAUUUUAAUUUGGUUUAUUUGUAGCAGGUCCCAAUCUAGUUGUGCUUUCAACAAAGCUAGGCACCCAAGAUGGGCCUUGGGCAGGGAGUUUAUGGAUUUUUGUUCUCUCCCACUCAUAGAUGCACACACACCAUUUUUGUGUUUUAUGAUAUUUGAGAGUAACCUUUUACAAUAAUUUUUCCUGAUGUCCGCCCUUUUCAUUGGCCUAUGGAGAGCGUCUUUACAUCACAUCACUGAUGGCAGAUGAGGACCUGCCCAGACCGUUGGUGCCAAGGAGAGAAAAUCCACAGAAAAAUAGCAGCAUAUCGAACUCUGCAGAGGUUGGGAGAACCGACACGAAAUCUGUUCAGUAGCAGUAACAGAAGGAACUGCUGUGCUUCCUACAGAAAGAUCUCGAGGAGUCAAAUUGAAGUGGCUGGAGUGGGGAAGGCGAGGAAGGGGAGAGUGAGCGAGACCGAGAGAGAAGCGGGCAAGCCACCAGCCCAGAAACCUGGAAAUCAACGUAAACUUGGCUCAGAGCAGGCAAAGAAAUGUCUACUUUGACAUAGCGAUAUGCUCGGGGUCGCAGAACAACGCACCGCGCCGUGAGUUUUGGCGACAAGGAGCGGGUCGUUUGUGGACAACUCGCGGCGACCGAACUCUGGACGCAAGAACGUAACAACAGUGGCAAAAAAAAGGCGAGCAUUACACACGCAGCAGGGACAAUAAAACAACACCACGAUAGUACCGAAGGUGAGGUCCGAAGCACACUUGAUAUUCUUGUUUGGAGAAUUCAACAUGUACGUUUCCGGCGUGAACUUUAAUCUCAGGAAACAAUGAAGACUUAGCGAAGGAAGAAGUCAUCAAGUGUUUCGGACCCGCUCCCGUUAGCUCGGCUAUUCCUGCUUGAGAGCGAAUGCGAGGUAAAGCUAACGCGUGCUAGUGUAGCCCAUAGGCAAAGUUAGCUUGUCGGCUAACGCUAGCUGACAGUCUAAAUCGCCUUUUUUGCUCAACUUUUGCUGUUGUUUCCCUGGAGCCCAAACACUGAAGGAGUUUUCUAAUAAAAGAGGGGAAGGGCGGGCUCCCUUCUGGACUUGUUCCCCUCUACAUAUUUUCCCGGAAUGAUGGCAGCGGAGGUCAGUAGCGAGGAGACGGGCUCGGUCACGACGGGGACAGGCGGAGGAGGCCCGGAGACGGCCCCUUUCCCUUGCUAUCCCACGUCAACCAGAAUGAGAGUGGCGGAUUUGGGACCUGCACCGGCCGUCCGUCAACACUCAAAUACAUCCCCGGACUCGCUCUCGGACAUGAGCGUGAUCUAUCCCUUGUCAAGUGGGGAUAUAAGCGGAGCAGCCCUGUCCACAACAGGGAGUGGCGCAGGUGGACAUUCAGUUUUCCAAGGAACGAGCUCAGGGAACGUGGGCGGCAUGUGCGGCUCUCCCACUUCAGAGGCAUCGGCCUGUCGGAUUUCACCAACAUCUUCAGGCACGGACGGGGUGGCCGACUUCCCCCCACUACCGCCGCCUCCUCCUCCUCCCCCUCCCCCUCCGGGUUGUGGCGGACUCGGCGGCACGAUGGAUGAAAGCGACCUGCAAGAUGGGCCGGAAUACGAGGAGGAAGAAGUGAUGUUCCCCCUGUCUGCACCUCCCACAAACCAGUGGUACCAUGGCAAGCUAGACCGAACCAUUGCUGAGGAGCGGCUACGCCAGGCCCGGACGCAUGGCAGCUACCUCAUUAGGGAGAGUGACCGCCGGCCCGGUUCUUUUGUCCUGUCUUUCCUCAGCAUGACGAAUGUGGUCAACCACUUCAGGAUAAUUGCCAUGUGUGGGGACUAUUACAUAGGCGGGAGGCGGUUUUCUUCCUUAUCAGACCUAAUUGGUUACUACAGUUACGUGUCUUGCCUGCUCAAAGGAGAAAAGCUGCAGUGGCCCGUGGCCCCUCCAGAGCCUGUAGAAGACAGGAGGAGAGUAAGGGCCAUCCUACCAUACACCAAAGUGCCAGAUACUGAUGAGAUCAGCUUCCUGAAGGGAGACAUGUUCAUCGUUCACAAUGAACUGGACGACGGCUGGAUGUGGGUAACUAACGUUCGUACAGAGGAGCAGGGCCUCAUUGUGGAGGAUCUAGUGGAGGAGGUGAACCGGGAAGAGGAUCCACAUGAGGGGAAAAUCUGGUAUCAUGGAAAGAUCACGAAACAAGAGGCGUACAACCUGCUGAUGACAGUUGGCCAGGUGUGCAGUUUCCUCGUGCGGCCAUCAGACAACACACCUGGUGACUACUCCCUAUUUUUUCGCACCAAUGAAAACAUCCAAAGGUUUAAGAUCUCUCCCACUCCCAACAACCAAUAUAUGAUGGGAGGGAGGUACUACAACAGUGUUGACGACAUCAUCGACCAUUACAAGAAAGAACAGAUUGUCGAGGGCUACAACUUGAAAGAUCCCGUUUCAGUACAGCACCAGGAACAAGUUAUCAGUGACACAGUGGAUGGGCGAGAAAUUUACAACACAAUCAGACGAAAACCAAAAGAUGCAUUCUACAAAAACAUUGUCAAGAAGGGCUACAUCCUCUUCAACAAAGGCAAAGGCAAACGAUGGAAGAACCUUUAUUUCAUCCUGGAGGGUAACGAUGCCCAGCUAAUCUACUUUGAGAGUGAGAAAAGAGCCACCAAACCCAAAGGGUUGAUUGACCUAAGUGUGUGCUCCGUGUAUGGUGUGCAUGACAGUCUCUUUGGCAGGCCAAACUGUUUCCAGAUUGUUGUCCAGCACUUUAGUGAGGAACAAUACAUUUUCUACUUUGCCGGGGAGGCUCCAGAGCAGGCACAGGAUUGGAUGAAAUGCCUUCAAACAUUCUGCAGUAAUUUACGGAAAACAACUCAGCCCACCUCCAACAAAAGGCUGAGACAGGUGAGCAGCCUGGUUCUCUACGUGGAGGAGGCCCAUAAGCUGCCUGUGAAGUAUUUCACCAACCCUUACUGUAACAUCUACCUGAACAAUGUCCAGGUGGCCAAAACGCACCCGAGGGAGGGGCCGAACCCUGUCUUCACUGAGGAAUUCAUUUUUGAUGACCUCUCGAGUGAAAUCAACAGAUUUGAGAUCAGCCUGAGCAACAAAACAAAAAAGAGCAAAGAAAGUGACAUCUUAUUCAUGCGUUGCCAGCUGAGCCGUCUGCAGAAGGGCCAGAUGAUUGACGAGUGGUUCCCUCUCAGCUCCCACGUGCCUCUGAAGGGCAUCGAGCCGGGCUCCCUACGCGUACGUGCACGCUACUCCAUGGAGAAGAUCAUGCCUGAAGAGGAGUACAGUGAGUUUAAAGAGAUGAUACUGCAGAAAGAGUUCCAUGUCAUCUACGCUCUGGCCCACGUGUGUGGUCAGGACCGCACCUUACUUGCAAGCCUCCUCCUGAGGAUCUUCAGACACGAAAAGGCUGAAGCCCCUCUUCUCAGGACUCUCAAUGAUAGAGAGAUUAACAUGGAGGAUGAAGCUACGACGUUAUUCCGGGCGACCACGCUGGCCAGCACACUGAUGGAGCAGUACAUGAAGGCCACGGCUACACCCUUCGUCCAUCACGCCCUGAAGGACACCAUUCUCAAGAUCAUGGAGAGCAAACAGUCCUGUGAGUUAAACCCUUCCAAACUGGAAAAGAAUGAGGAUGUCAACCUGAACCUGGCUCACCUCCUAAAUAUCCUGUCAGAACUGGUAGAAAAGAUCUUCAUGGCUGCCGAGAUCUUACCACCGACGCUAAGAUUCAUUUAUGGCUGUUUGCAAAAAUCCGUGCAGCAGAAAUGGCCAGCUAAUACCACCAUGAGGACCAGAGUUGUAAGUGGUUUCGUCUUUCUAAGACUCAUCGGUCCUGCAAUCCUCAAUCCGAGAAUGUUCAACAUUAUAGCUGACCCUCCUUCUUCAACAGCUGGCAGGACCCUCACACUGGUGGCAAAGUCUGUUCAGAACCUGGCCAACCUGGUCGAAUUCGGUGCUAAGGAGCCUUAUAUGGAGGGUGUGAACCCUUUCAUCAAAAACAAUAAGCAUAGGAUGAUCAUGUUUCUGGAUGAGUUGGGGAAUGUUCGCGAGCUCCCUGAAACCACAGAGCACUUUAGGACGGAUCUGUCCCGAGACCUGGCCGCAUUGCACGAGCUCUGCGCCGCGCACUCAGAUGAGCUUCGGACGCUCAGUAACGAGAGGGGGGCACAGCAGCAUGUGUUAAAAAAGCUGCUGGCCAUCACAGAGCUCCUCCAGCAGAAGCAGGCUCAGUAUGCCAUGUCCAACAGCAACAGGACCGAGUGUACCAUCAUGUCACUGGCAGCUGCCAUCCAGGUCAUGUGAAUUCCAUGGAAUUACACCUCAGAGUCAAAGUGCCAGCCAGAAAGCGAGGCCUGAAGUCUGCUUGCAUUUCUCAGAAUAUGGCCUACUAUUUCCAUAGUUCAAAUGCAAUAUGGCUGCUCUCCAUUGAGAGUAGGGGGCAGGGGGUGGAAACAUAUUUGCUGCAUAUGUGAACAUUGUCCUUCUAAAGCCUUUCCCAAAUAUGCUUUACAUGCAGUGUUGGAACGAUUUAUACUGGACCUGAGCUACAGUCAAAACUGUAUGAACUCCCUUAUAUGUAUAUGGACAAAGGGGGAGGAGGCAACCAAAGCACUGAAGUAGCAGCUGCACUCAUCAGGGAAUUUGAACACGAGACUACACAAGCCGCCUUAAGUCCCCUUUUGACGCACUGUCCACCCCACAACACUUGUUAGAUUUUUUUAUACGCUGCUUUGUCAAUUGAGAAUCAAAAUGUGUUUUUAUGGCGUAGCUAAAUGGCAGAAAGGUAGUUUUGUUUAGGAGGUGUGUGUGUGUAACCUGUCUUGUACAUGUUAAUCCUGCCUCCAUAAACUCUGCUCUUAUCACCUAAAGGCCGGCGGUUUGAUCGGAUGCUUUUACUUAAGCGGGGUACACGUGUACUGAUUUUUAACAUCUUAAAUGAGACCCCGCAAAUGAGGGUGAGUUAAAAUUGCUGCCAUGAUGCCAUAGUACCCUGAUUGACCUGUGGGUAUCCAGACUGCCAGAAAAUACAAAGACAAGGAGCUACGCUAACUGUUAUCUUGUAUGGUAACAAAAUUGCAGUUGCAAACUAUUCUCUGGUGUUUCGAAUCAUUCCCUCCUCUCUAGUGGUUCUCAAAACAUUUUAUCCCAAGUACUACAUAAAAAAAAUACUCAGCUCUCUUAAGUACUACCACCAUGACCAACACUAAAAUACAGUAGCUUAACCAGCCCAAGUUUUCUUCCAUCAAAACCGAGGCAGCGGUUUAAUUCAAUAUUAUUGUAAGCCGUUGUAACUUCAUGCACAGUUUCAACAUUAUCACUGUGCAUAAAUGAUUCAAUUAAGUAUUGCACAUAAAAUAAAUAAUGUAUUAUACUAAAAAGUUAAACAGCUAAACUGAUGAACAAAUUUACUGUACUGGAUUAAAAAAAAAAAUGUAAGUCACUAACUUUAUGCAGUUUGAACAUUGGAUAUACUUUUGACUAUCACUAGAGGGAGCCUGCGUGCCACACUUCAGAAUCACUGCCCUAAUCACAAGUAUAUAGGGAUUGUCUUUGUUUAUACUGGACUAAAUAAUAGUUCCCUCAUCAGUCUCACAAAAAUGAGUUUUAGAACAGUAUUUGUGCUCGCUCUUAAUUACAUCAUGACAAUUAUCAGUAUGCGUGUACCCCGCUUCCUCUCUUUUGGAGCACACCACCGCAAUCUCUUGACUGUUUUCUUCCACACAAGUACUGUAAUCACACCACGCUACAGUUGCAAAGGAAUGGAGAAAUUCCAUGGGAAAUUUGGAAAUACUAUAUUCAAAUUGGAAACUUUACAUGCAAAUUGUAAAUCAAGGUACCACUGCACUUGCAUGAAAUCUGGUUGUUUUAGUUAGGAUUAUGCUCAAAUAUGUUUUCUCCAACUAUAUCCAAGUUCCUUAUCAAUUUUGUAAAAUUCCCUUUUAUCAAUUCCCAUGGAAAAUUUAAAAUGUUGAAAAUUCCCCAAAUUUAGCCCACCUCGACUGGUCUUAAGUCUGCCUUGGCCGACUCGUCUGAAUUCGUGCCCGUCCUGUAGCUCAAACUAUUUACCUUGGAUGCAUGUAAUGAUACUACAGACCUCACCGAGCGUCAAUGGGUGAGAUAAGAGUUCUGCUGUCGGCUGCGCCACCAGGUACGGAAGACCCGACGGCAACGUGGUGUGUUCGCACUGUACUUUCUUUCAUACGCUCGACGAUGUGUUCCUUUUUAUUUUUCUACCUGAUACUGAACCUUUUUGCAUCUUAGCUAGAGCAACCUUGCAAAAAUAAAAUCUACUGUUGUGA
Phyllopteryx taeniolatus (common seadragon) is the source of this 7133-nucleotide messenger RNA. Its product is annotated as ras GTPase-activating protein 1-like. NCBI's taxonomy places the organism in Eukaryota, Metazoa, Chordata, Actinopteri, Syngnathiformes, Syngnathidae. The coding region runs from base 1948 to 5136 and encodes 1062 amino acids. The record is from RefSeq and is a predicted model, not a curated record. The transcript is spliced from 32 exons. Gene Ontology annotation, biological process: regulation of GTPase activity. Gene Ontology annotation, molecular function: protein binding.